AUGGAACUCUUGAUUUUAUUUUUAAUAGAACUCAGUUGUACCUUGAGCGUGUUAAAAUCUGAUUAAUGUUUAGAUUGUUCUAAACUAAUUAGAAAGCAAGAUUGUGAAUAUGGAAAUUGUAUUUGGAGUAAUAAUGGUGAAAAUUCAGAGGGAUAUUGCAUUAAUAACGGUUCAGGUAUAGAUUCUGGAAAUUCUGAUGUUAAUGUAAGUUUUUGCAAGGGGAUAUCAAUUCCAGAAUAAAAUUGUUGGAAGGUAAAAGGAUGUGCAUACUACAAUUAAAGUUGCACAUUUUUUACAGGUUGCUCUGCAUAUUUUUUCCAUACAACAUUUGAUUGUUAACAUAUAUCAUCUUAAUGUAUCUCUGAAGGAGAUGGAUGCAUAAACGCCAAAUAGUGUAUUGAAUAUUUGACUUAAGAUAUUUGUGAGAAUUCAGGAAGUUCAAGUGGUAAAUAUAAGUCAAUAAAUAAGGGUCUGGUAAAUGUAAAUGGGAUUCUGUAAUUUAGAAAUGUCGAGAUGAAUUAUGUAGUGAAGCAGGAAUUGGAUUGACUACUGAUUAAGAAUGUUCUAAAUUUAGGUUUGGUUGCAUUACAAAAGGAUAAGGUUGUGCAGAGAGUCCUUUGAAGGAAUGCAAUACAUAUGAAAGUUAGGGUUAAGAAUGCAGUAAAUUAAUUGGAUCCGAUGGAGCAUGUGAAAAUUUAUAAGGUAGUCAAUAUUGUUAAUAAAAAAAAUGUGAAACUGCUCCGAAUAAUUAUAAAAGCGAUGAGCAAUGUGAUAAAUAUUUAAAGGGCUGUGUCAGUACAGGGAGAGGAUGCGUAUAAAAAUUGUAUCCCUGCACUUCUUAUCAAAAGGAUUGUACCAGUUAUGUAGGUUCAGAUGGAAUAUGUGAAUAUGAAGAAAAAUCAGAGAAUUGUAGAAGUCGUAAAUGUGAAAAUGGAUAAUUCAAUUCAGAUGAGGAUUGUAAUCAAUAUAAAAUUGGUUGUGUUAGUAAUGGAAAAACAUGCGCUGAUAGCUUAUAAAGUUGUUCUAGUUUCAAAGGAAAUAAAAGUUCUUGUUUAGGAUAUAUCGGUUUGGAUGGAUUAUGUAAAGGAAUAGAUGAUACUGAAUAGUAAUGUUAAGUUUAAGAUUGUGUUUUAGACAGCGAUAGCAAAUACUAAACAGAUGA
Molecule: messenger RNA, 1162 nt
Organism: Paramecium sonneborni
Lineage: Eukaryota; Ciliophora; Oligohymenophorea; Peniculida; Parameciidae
Source: the annotation of a GenBank genome assembly